Dictyostelium discoideum AX4 is the source of this 750-nucleotide messenger RNA. RefSeq lists its product as hypothetical. The transcript has a single exon. Lineage: Eukaryota; Evosea; Eumycetozoa; Dictyosteliales; Dictyosteliaceae. Bases 1 to 750 code for a protein of 249 amino acids. The record is from RefSeq and is a predicted model, not a curated record.
AUGGAAUCAACACCACCAAGAUUUGGCCUCGACUGUAGAAAUAGAAACAAAAAAGAUGUAAAUAUUAGAAAACAAAAAGAAAUCCUUAAAGUUGACAAAUUAAAAAAACUUGAAAUUAAAAAGUUGGAGGAUCAAAAAAAGUUGAAGGAACAAGAAGAAAAGCAUAGACUUACUUUAAUUCGUUUAGCCAAUGCUCCACCACAAACAAAUAGUAUCAAUAAUAAUAACAACAACAACAACAAUAUAAAAACAAAUCGUCCACCAUUAAUUUAUGGCGAGGAUAAAGAUAAGAAAUCUUUAUUCCCAGAACCACAAGAUUAUGAUGUUGAUGAACCAACCUACGAAACCUCGUUCUGUGUCAAACUCGGUCCAAAUGGUGUAUUCCAACAUGAACUUCGUUUCACCAAUGCCAAUGCUAGAGAGAAUUCCGACAUCCAAAAGGCCAUCGAAUUGAGUCUAAAACAAACAGAUGUCGUCAUUGUAAAGAAUCCAAAUGAUGACAUUGAAAACGACUUUGUCGUUUUCAAUGAACAACCAGAUGAAAGAGAAAAGGAAUUAGAACAUUGGGAACUUAUGGAUGAAUGUAGCUCCUCCUUGGUCAACUUUGUCACCACUCCUUACAAUUUCUCUGAAAUAGAGUUCCCACGUCUCGCCUCAACCUGUUCAACUCAAAUGCUAAAAAAGAAUUUAAAUCAAAAUAAUCCUUGGUUAAAUUCAAAAUCAUUAAUUGCAAAUAUUUCCCAAAAAUAA